Gadus morhua (Atlantic cod) is the source of this 4316-nucleotide messenger RNA. RefSeq names its product C-Jun-amino-terminal kinase-interacting protein 1. Lineage: Eukaryota; Metazoa; Chordata; Actinopteri; Gadiformes; Gadidae. Gene Ontology annotation, cellular component: cytoplasm. Bases 311 to 2653 code for a protein of 780 amino acids. Gene Ontology annotation, biological process: regulation of JNK cascade; JNK cascade. Gene Ontology annotation, molecular function: MAP kinase scaffold activity; JUN kinase binding. The transcript is spliced from 13 exons. The record is from RefSeq and is a predicted model, not a curated record.
UCGCCCUCCCUCUCCCGUGAGGAACAUGAUGACGAUGCACCACGGCGUGGCCAAUGGGCAGCCAGGGAGGCGGUGAGGAGGGUGCGUCUGUGUGUUGCUCAUCUCUCCAGAGCUGAUCGAUGCUGAGGAGCAGGGAGCGGGAGAGAGAGGGAGAGGUGAGCUGGGCGAGGGCCUCGUCCAGGCAGAGGCACACCCCGACACGACCUGAAAUAUAAAACGCAAGGAGAUAUACAGGAGAGAGGGAGACGGAGGAAGGACACCGCGGCACCAUCUAUGUCAAGGGUGGAGCCAUCCACCGCCCAGCGUUAUUAUGGAUACACGACGACCAAAGAGACCCACCACCCUGGCUCUCUUCCCCCAUCGGGCCCAGCCCCGCUCCCAGGACACCAUCAACAACAACUCUCUAUCAAAGAAAGAGAGCUGUAAAGAUGGCCGCUCUGCCUCGCCCCGCAUCACAGGGGAGUCAGCCCAAGCAGGGGCCAGCCGGUCGCAGAAGACUGGGGAGAAAGUCCUGCUGGGCAGCCGUCGCACCGCCCCCAAGCCCCCCGGCGCCUCCGGAGCAGGGGGGGGCAGAACAAAGACAGACAGUCACACACCCGCGGGUGCAGCUGCAGACACACAGACCCGACCGCAGGGAGACAGGAUAAAAACGAACUCCACCAGCGGUGUAUCAAGUUAUCCUCGUAGAGGAGCAGGAGCAGGAGGUGCAGGUGGGGGAGGAGGGGGGAGAGAGAGAGGCCCAGGCACAGCCACUGGCCGAGGAAGAGGAGGAGGAGGAGGAGGAGGAGGAGAAGGAGAGGUGUCAAAGCGAGGAGGUCGGCUCUGUGAGGGCCGGGUGAGGAAUGGACCUCCGCCGGCGGCGACUGGAGCUCACAAAGUAAAGACGCAGAAGGUGGAGGACAAAGGGAAGGCGGCGUCCAGAACCGGGGACCGUGGCAAAAGAUCCACCGGAGCGGCUGGAGGGGGCGGCAAGGUGAGCAACCUUCUCACGGGCCCCAACAUUUGUGUGGCGUCAAUGGUGGUCCCUCGCACCCCCGUCGCUCCACGAAAGCAGAGACCCAAAGACCCGGAGAAGACGCAAGACAAGACGGGGUCCCACGACAACCGAGGGGCCCAAGACAAGACGGGUUCCCGCGACAACAGAGUGUCCCAAGACAAGACGGGUUCCCGUGACAACCGAGGGUCCCAGAACAAGCGGCAGAGGCAGCAGGAGGAGCAGCGCAGGAGAGAAGCUACAGUACAAAACGACGUCAGGAACCAGAGCUCCCCGACGGCACUGUCCCGCUCUAACAGCGAGUCGGGCUCCAACAGGAUGUCCAUCAGCUCUGACAUAGAGGGGCCCGUCUCGGACCCCCUGUGCCCCGCCGCCACCCUGCCGGACAGAACCAACACGGACAUCCGGGAGGAGGACGGCGAGGGCGAGCCGGCCCCGGUGGCGGUGGGCGCUCUCAACGGCAACGGCGAGACCCAGAGAGAGACGCACGGCCCCUGGAAGGACGCAAAGAACCGCCAGGCAGGGACGGACGCAACCAGAGAUCAGCUGAAGGGCGACGUGCCGGGCGGAUUGAGUUACAGCUGUAUGAGGUACGGCCUGGGGCCGGACGGCCAGCCCCUGGAGCUGGACCUGGCCACGGAGCUGGCCAAGGGCCGCAAGGACGACGACAGCGACACGGAGACCGUCUACCAGUCGGCCAACGAGGAGGAGGACCCCGAGUACGAGGAGGAGAGGACACGGCUGGAGAGGGAGAGGCUGCAAGAGCAGAGGAUAGAGGAGAGGAAAAGAAGGGAACUACAAAACACAAGGCGAGAGGAGGUGGUCAAACUCAUCAGGCAGUCCAAGAUGGUUGCUGUGACAAAGAGUGUGGAGGAGCCCUCCAGCAUUAAGAGCAAAGCACCGGCAACCAGGAAGUUCCUCAACUUGUUUGUGAACGGCAACCAGUACAAGUCCACCGGUGCUGAGUCAUUCGGAGUGUUCUCCUGCUUUCUGGACGGAGUGGAGAAACAGCAAAGCCACAGAGCUGUCUACAGGUUUGUCCCCCGCCAUGCUGACGAGCUCUACCUAGAGACAGAUGACCCUGUGCUGAUGGUGUCCCAGUCGGAGGACCUUUGGUGCCAGGGUUACAACAUGAGGACCGGAUCUACUGGGAUCUUCCCCACUUACUAUGCUGUCAGGGUCUCCAAGGAACCCAGCCACGCUCCUACUGACGCUUGGAUGGAUCAGUUCCCGGUGCGGUUCCUGGGUUCUGUUCAGGUCCCGGUCCACCAGGGAAACCACGUGCUCUGUGCGGCAAUGCAGAAGGUUGCAUGUAACAGGCAAAUAUCUAUGCAACCUCCACCUGCCUGUGUCCUUGAGGUUAGUGUGUCUGGUUUGAAGAUCAGUGCCCAGGACAAGUGUUGUUCCUCUACCAGGGGUGACCAAUGUUCACAUUUCUUCCAAUUGAAGAAUAUCUCCUUUUGUGGCUGCCAUCCAAAACACAACAAGUAUUUUGGCUUCAUUAGCAAGCACCCGGACCAGCAGCGCUUUGCCUGUCACGUGGUGACGACCGACGAGACAUCCCUUCCUCUGGCUGAGUCCGUAGGGAGGGCAUUUCAGCAGUACUACGCGGAACACAUCGGCUACUCCUGUCCCACCGAGGACAUCUUCAUCGACUAGACCCUAAAGUCCUUUGUAAAGCACUGCACUCGUUUUUAAACAGCAAACUGGAUGCCGUUUCUUCAAACUACCUGGGUAGUAGACAUUCCCUUUCGUUCCCCAAUGGCAGCCUGUCAACUAGCACAUGACUUGAGAUACUGCGAUGAGUUGAUCGAGGCGCGGUUGGAGGGAGGAGGAUGGAGAAGGUCAGGGUUAGUCUAUGUGUCUCACAUGGAAUCACAAAGGGUGUUUUUGUGGCUCUUUAAAUACGUAUGGAUGCAAGUAGAUUGCAGCUUUUGGUUCCCCAAAGUUAUAAUAAUGGCAUGUAAAACUAUUUGACAAAGAAGAUGUGAUCAUUAUUGUUGUAUAGGCCAACUAUAAUCCACUCAGUGUGCAACCGUGGCAUCAAACCAUUGAAGAAUUAAUGUCACGGUCUGACUGAAUAUUGGAUGUAGACUCAUAUAACCAUGCAAGUCCCUUCCCUCUUAGGGGCCCGGCCCCUACAGAAAUGUUCCGUACACAAAGCAAACAGAAACCUCCACCUGAGGACCUAGACCUGAUCAAUUAUUUUCAGGUGAGAAACCCAAGAUUAGCCACCUCAACACUUGACAAUCAUUAAGAUAUUGAGGGAUAAUUCUUGAAAAUCACUUGUGAUUUCAAGUGCCCAAUUUCUAUUUUUUUGCUGCUUGAUUUAUCCUUUUCAUCCAUCUCUAAACAAAGUUAUCCAAAUAUGGCUUCUAACCAAGACAUAAUUCCACAAUAUUUCCUGGUAGUGUAAGAUGUUCUUUUGUCUUUUAAAAACAAGGCCCUUAUGACAGAUGUGCAAUUUAACAUUUCUAUGACCAAUUAAUCCAUUGCAACGUUCACAUCGCAGUGCAGUCACAUUAUCUUUCGCAUUACUAGCUUGAAUCCUAUUGGCUAUGAGAAAGAGAACAAACUGUAUUGAAGAUUAAGGCGAGAUCUCUGAAUUGGAUUUCUGUGAGACAUUCAUGAGACAUCCAUGUGCUUUAUCCUGCUACAACAACCAUAAUCAUAAAAAAGGACUCGGCUGAAUCCAGCAUUAAUCCAUCCAAGAAGAUUCUACACAGACAAUUGUUCUGCCAUGCAUCUAUGAUUUUAGUGGCAGUUGUGAGAGGAAAUGUUUGGACAGUUGUCUCCUGUAUUUUGGAAAAAAAAAACAGUGCCUAUUUUCUGUGUAGUGGUAAUGACUGUGUUGAGUGUUGAUUGGAGAAGCCUGAAGAUCACAGAACUUAGUGGCUACAAAAGUCAUGUCUAUUUAAAUCAACGUUUUAUCUGUCGCAAGAUAUGGCAUAUGGUACACCUAAGAUGUCUUGCUUCCAGGGAAUGGUUGUGUGUAUAUAUAUAUAUAUAUAUAUAUAUAUAUAUAUAUAUAUAUAUAUAUAUAUAUAUAUAUAUAUAUCUCACAAGCAUCACUUAAGUUACCGUUUCAUUGCAGUGCUGAACUUCCGUCCUCUUGAGUAAAAUGGGCUUUUCAAAAUAGUCGUCACUAAUGUGUGGCACGGGCAUCAUCUUAGGUGUACUUUAAGGAGGUUGAUCACUAUAAUGUUGACAUCAUGUCCAGUCUGUAUCACUGCAUAUCAGUGUUUUAAAGAUAUAAAUAUAUAUAUAUAAGAUCACGGUGGUGACAGUAAUUAUUGUCAAUAAAUCACAUUUAUAAGCAAGA